AUGAGUGCUCUUGUUUUGGAUACCGGCUUUACCAUCCAAUUCCUGCUUGAGCAGAUCGCCAGAGUCGAGGGUGAUAGGGGGAUUAGUGUGGAGAAUCUGGAGAGUUUUGAGGCCAAGGUGAGGAAAGAGAAGUUUUUUGUGGCAUGAUAAACGAGUCUUGGGUCAGUUUACGUCAUGUUAACAUAAUUCGGAAAUAUUGAUAAAAUGAGGUUUAAAAUCACAAAUUUUUGAUGUCUCAAAAAAUUUAGUAUCACUAGGUUUCUAAAAAAGAAUAACUUUGACUGAUAAAUCAAGUAAUUUCCAAGCUAGAGGUCAAUAUAUUAUACUAGGCAUGGUAAUCAAAUUUUUCGAAAAAAUUGGUCAGUAGUCGCAACAAGUUAAAAAACUGUAAUUGAUACCUAAAGCAUUAGGUCAAGCAUACACCAGGUUAAAUGUUGAGGUCAUCUUUGCAUUUUCUUCAUCAUAAAGCGACGUUAAAUUACCAUACUUUCCAGAAAAAUGAGAAUCCGGCGUUCAUGUCCAGAAUCAUCAAAGUCUCAUUCAAGUGGAAAAAAGCCACCGGUAUCGACAGUGUGAUCCUCAAAGUAAUAUUUGAACCCGUCAGCAGUUCGUAUUUUACAUUGAUUUUUAAAUUAUCGGCAUUUUUUGUCAUUAUACCAUUUUAGGUUCCAUGUUUCCAAAACCCUGGAAAACAAGAGAACACUUCUCGGAUUGAGGAGUUUCUGACUCAAGCUCACACAGUAAGUUACGAUUUUUUUAAUAUUCGACAAUUUAGGACAGCUCAAAAAAAUUUUUUUUUUUAAUUUUUGACAAAAAAUAAAUGGCAAAAAAUUAUAUAAAACACAUCGUAAAAGAAAGUUUUUUAACUUAUAUUAUUACAAAGGAGUGGUAAACAGAGUUGUUAAAAGAAAAUGACGGCAAUUCGACGUUAUUUUGAAAAAUUUUUCAAGUUAACAACUGUAAUGGUAAACAAAAAUAGGUAUUUUAAUUUCAUUUUGGGUCUCACCUGGAAAACAGGCCUUUCAAAUGCAUAACUUUCAAAUUGUAAAUUAAAAAUUCAAAUAAUAUUAUGGAAGACUAGUUUUCCACACAAAAAAAUCACCAAAAAUCUUUACUUUUUCAGCGCGAAUGUGAUUUCUACGCCUUUUUCAACAGCAUUGAAGGCACUUCCCUGAAACUUCCCAAGUUUUAUUAUGGCCAUGAAUACUCCAAUGCUCACAAUAAUGGCCUCCUUGUCAUGGAGGACAUGAGUGGCUUCGCAAAGACCGAUAAAAUGUUGCCGGGAUUCACGAACGAGCAAGUCGAAAAUUUGAUCCAUGAGAUCGCCAAGAUCCAUGUCGCGUCUUGGCAACAUCCCGAAUGGAUCCCGCAGUUCGGUUGGAGAGUGGCUGGAGCCUUUGCAUUCGUCUUGGAAUGCAGAGACGUUGGGCAGAAUUUGAGGAAAAUUAAAGGGGAAGUUUUUAAUGAUCUCUUGGACCGAAUGGAGCCAUUGUUUACGGUGGAGUCGCUGGAUAAAGUCUCUUAUGUCAAAGAACCGUAUGGUGGGUAAUUUAUAGGGGUUUUAUAAGUUUAGAGUCAUCAUUUUUCUAUUGAAAUUACGAAAAGAAAAGUCUACUUGAGCUAAAGAGAUAUAGGGGAGCAUAGUAUAAUAGUUGUAGAUAACAUCAAAAAAUAUGAUCUUGAUUUUCAAUGUAAUUUUAUUUUUUUACAUUUUUAGUAGCCGGGAUUCCCCCCGCCUGUGUCCACACGGAUCUUUGGGCCGCCAACAUUUUGUGGAAGCUAGAUGAAAACGGAAAAAUAACUUCUGAAGUAGCUGGAAUCAUUGAUUGGCAGACCUGUAAAGCCGGGAAUGCGGCUGAGGAUGUCCUCCGUUUAUUGGCUUCAAACUGCAGCUCAAAGUAUCGACGAGAAAAUACAGAAAGAUUAUUGAAGUUGUACCUGAAUGACGUCAACAAAUUAAUGGGAAAAAACUUUAUCAGUUAUAAGCAGGUAAGCGAGAGCAAUAUUUUUGAAAAAACUGGGAGAACGGAGGGUACUUCGAAAUCAACUUUCAGCUAUACGAGGCCUAUCACGAGAGCAUGGCUCAGGAGGCGAUUCUCGCAAUCUUCGGCGCUCCUUUGUAUUGUAACAUGGAGAACGUGACUGGCGGGCCGAACAGUGCCCAGCUCAAGGAAGAGCUGCUGGAUCGCACUCAGGCCUUGAUUGAGGACACCUUGAAAUGGAAUAAUCUCUAA
Bursaphelenchus xylophilus (pine wood nematode) is the source of this 2234-nucleotide messenger RNA. NCBI's taxonomy places the organism in Eukaryota, Metazoa, Nematoda, Chromadorea, Rhabditida, Aphelenchoididae. The record is from the annotation of a GenBank genome assembly.